AUGUCCAUGCUGCUGGGGAAGAUGUUGACAGAAAGCAAGGUUGCAGUGGCAAAAGCAGCUGGAGCGGCACGCUACGCGUGGGGCUGCUACGGUGAGGUGAACAUUCAACCAACCGAAACCCCAAACCUGUUCCUGUUUACAUUCAAUAGCAUGGAGAUCAGAGACAAAAUUUGGAGGGAAAGGCCCUGGAGCUUGUCGAACACUCUGACGGCGAUUGAGAAGUACAAUGGAAGAGGGAAGCCCGAAGAUGUUCCGAUCGAAAAGAUGGCGAUGUGGGUUCAGAUCCAUGGCCUGCACCAAAAUCAAAGGAGUGAGGAGAAUAUGAUGGCAAUUGGAUCAAGCUACUUCUUGGAGCUGUUGGAUCUUGACAGAGCAAGCUUGGAAUACUCCGGAUACAGGAGGUUCCUUCGCAUUCUAGUGGAGGUGGAUAUCAGGGAACCUGUCCCAAUUGGCUUCGAUUUCCCAUUUCUUGAUGAAUCCUCAGGAGUAGAGCACUGCGAUGAGAUUGAAUUCAAAUAUGAGAGAUUGGUGGAGCUGUGCUACUUCUGUGGCAGAAUUGGGCAUAACUGGCCAACAUGUAGAAGAAUGAAUGAGGAAAGGAAGAAGAAUGGCGUGGCUUACCUGUCUGAUGUCUACACCGCCUCUCUUAAGGCGGGGAUUGACUCGCCACAUCGAAGCUCCGCGUCGCAAGCUAGGAACAGGGGAGAAGGAAGAGGGGCUUAUCGGAGGAACGAGGCGAUUGAAAGCGAAUCGGCGGCGGAGAUGGGUGGUCCAUCGGGGGGGAUGCCGAAAAUCCCUCUUGGUUUCACUAUCCAACGAGAGGAAGAAGGGCUAGUAGAGAAGGAGGAUCAGGAGCUCGCGGGAAGACAGAGGGGAAGAUACAAGGUUGGGAUGGGAGCUAGAGAUAUCACUAUCGAUUUGGAGAGGGCGGCGGAGGAGCUCGAGUGGGGGCUAAGUUUGGUUGAGGGCGGAGGAGGUUUGGCCGCUGGUAACCAGGCCAGGGAAGUAGGGUUGGGCUCCGGAGGGCGGGCUGGGAAAGUGCAGACAGCGCUCUCUCUUGGGUCGCUGAUUCAGAGAGGGAAUGUGAGGGCCCAAGGAAAUCUUAUGUUUGAUGUUGCGGGCCUGUACCAUCAUGUGGAGGAAGAGUUGGAGGAAGAAGCGGGUCGGGCCAGAAAGAUGAGGAAGGGGACUAGCAGGCUGGAGCCCACUAGAUCCCUUAAUUCCGAUGGAGCCAUUUUUAUGGGAGGGCAAGAGGGGGUGAGCAGAAAGAAGAAAGGUAAAAAAGGAAAAAAUGAUGCUCAAAGAGGGAAGAGAUCAGAAGAAGUGGCGGAUAGUCAGGAAGAUGAAUCAAGGGCAGCGGUGGUUCGCCAGAAGCCACCUCAUCCAGAAUGA
Messenger RNA from Linum trigynum, 1392 nucleotides. Lineage: Eukaryota; Viridiplantae; Streptophyta; Magnoliopsida; Malpighiales; Linaceae. The record is from the annotation of a GenBank genome assembly.